AUGUCUUGGGGCUCUCAUCAUGAAGCAAUCAAGCGAUUAGAAGCUGGAGCUGAACAAGGCGUUUUAACUCUUGAAGGAUAUUUGAAAGAAGAAUGUUAUCUAAAUGCUCUUGGUCAGCAUUUAGAAAAAAUUUCAAAUUUUAUUGCCAAGAAUGUCCCAACUUUAAUUAAAACAGCAAUCCAUCUCGAUGAAAGCAAUAAAGAGCUUAAUCCUGAUAGAUGUACGAAGGCUUUAGUUUCUCACAAUUCCAAAAUUAUAGACGCUUUAGUAAAUGAUACAAACGUUGUAACCCUAUUAACAGAUUCUAUUACUCGUGAUAUAUUUUAUCCAAAUUAUUUCAAAAUAUUACAGUUCGCUAUUGAUUCUGAUUUCCUUAGCAAAGUCCCAGAUCCAAGUACAUUUUUUCAAAACCUUGUCAAGAAAAUAGAUAACCAGUGCGUUUUGCAAUUCUUAAUCAAAUCAAUUUCAAAUAAAUUUGAUUGGCUUUAUAAAGUCGAUGCCGACAAAAUUUUGAUGGAUAAAUUAAACGACGAAGAAUAUACUGUUUCAUGCUGUCUACGAUUGCUCCUUUGUUUCUUUGAUACGGCUGAAACGAAUGAUCUUAUAAAACGGCUUUGCACACCAUCGAACGUUAAGCUACUGUUCGAAGCAGGUAUUGAUGCUCCAACCUGCUUGAUAGCCGAAAAGUCAUUUUCUAUGCUUUUAAAUAUUUAUAACUUCUCAGACACAACAAGACCAAAACCAGACGCGAAAUCACCUUUCCAAGAAAUUUUAGAAAUAUUACAGGAAAAUGUGAAACCUUUAUGCGACUAUAUCAUACGAGAUCAAGAUUUUUUAGCAGAUAAAAGAAACGCGGUAGAACUUGUAUAUGCUGUUAUUGAAACUACUUCUAGUUGCCCAGAAUGCUGUUUCGAAGUUGCCAGAUACUUAUUUAAGCUGUUUUUCAAACAGCCAACAAAUUCCUUUUUACAUUCCGCUUUCAAAGAUAUUAUAAAGAGUAUUUUAGCCCUAAAGUCAGAUAUUUGGGCCAAUUUCAUUGAUAACCUCGGAAUUAUGCAAAAAAUGAUCGACGAACACAAUAACAUGAAUUGUAUUACUACAACAUACCAUGGAUUUAUUAUUGAGAUAUCCAAGGAAAUAUCUGAAAAGAUUUCGCUUACAAAAAUCGAAUUACCAGCAGAUUGGCAGAAUUUUAUCACAAAUACUGUUGAUCCGACCAUAAAGUUUUACAAACAGAACUACGGCGGUUACGUUCCUAAGGUGAGCAACGACAUUAUCCUAAAUCCUCAUUUCAUUGAACCUAAAACGAUUAUUGACGACGAUUUCGAAGAUGUACCUGAUGGAAACGAUUCUAAUAGUGAUGAUGAAGAGGAAUCGGCUUAA
Molecule: messenger RNA, 1383 nt
Organism: Trichomonas vaginalis G3
Lineage: Eukaryota; Parabasalia; Trichomonadida; Trichomonadidae
Exons: 1
Coding region: 1-1383 (460 amino acids)
Source: RefSeq, a predicted model, not a curated record